Messenger RNA from Prorocentrum cordatum, 1781 nucleotides. The record is from the annotation of a GenBank genome assembly. NCBI's taxonomy places the organism in Eukaryota, Dinophyceae, Prorocentrales, Prorocentraceae.
GGUUCGAGUGCAGUUCCUGCGCGUGUCGGUCCGCCAUGGGAGCUGGCUCCAGCGUUGCGGCCAAGCAUGAGAAAGCAGCCAACCCAGAGGUUGUGGGCGCGAAUGCUGAUGGUGAUGGGACCAGUGCCGCUGCGGCUAAGGACACGGGCUCAGAGAGCAAGGCUCUGAGUGCACACCUGGAAAAGCUGCUGAAGUUCAGAGACACUUGGCAGGCAGGCCGACACACAUUCUACAGCUGGCAUUCUCAGACAGUUGAAGACGCUCUAGAGCCCGAGCUCGAGAUCGUGGACUCCCACCACCAUCUAUGGGAUAUGCGCGAACUGCAGGGGUACAACCUGUUCGGCCUAUUCAAGCAGCAAUACUACAUGACAGACGAGUUGGUGGAAGAGAUCCUCGGUUCAGGGCACAAUGUGACACACACAGUUUACAUCGAGGCUCAUUCAUUUCACAGCGUGAAUGUCGACGCCGUCAUGAAACCGCUGGGGGAAGUUCGAAUGGCACAAGGCGUUGCUGCGCAGUUCGCCUCGGGAAAAUACGGGUCAACACGCGCAGUAGGUGGCAUUGUAGGCACCGCAGAUCUUUUGAAGCACGGGGUGGGUGUGGAGCCCUUACUGGCAGCGUGCAAAUCAACUUGUUCCAAUUACCGUGGAAUCAGGGUGUCUGGCCAUUUUGAUGGAAAAGUGACUGACGGCUUCCGAGUCGGUGAACCUGGAAUUUACGGUCAGCCCAAGUUUCGGGAAGGGUUCGCGCUGCUUGAGAAGUUCGAUCUGGUGUUUGAUGCAUUUGUGUUUGCGUCACAGCUGCAGGAGCUGCACGCCCUUGCGACAGCAUUUCCAGGCAUUACCAUUGUAAUGGACCACAUGGGUGCCCCACCAGCGGCGCUGGGCAAUUAUGAAAAGGCAACCGGGUACAAUGACAAGCAGGAAGAUAUUCUAGCUCAGUGGAAGCGUGACAUGACGCGAAUUGCAAAGGAGUGUCCCAAUGUAAACGUGAAGGUCGGUGGAUUCAUUCCUCAGUUGGGUCACGGUUUUGAUGGGCGCGCGAAACCACCAUCUUCGGAAGAAGUUGCUGCCGUAAUCGGCGACAUGUGUUUGUGUACCAUUCGCGCUUUUGGAUGUGGCCGUUGCAUGCUCGAAAGCAAUUUUCCGGUGGACAAAUGCGGUGUGUCCUAUACUGUGUUAUGGAAUGCAUUCAAACGCAUCACGAAAGUUGCGGGUUUUUCUGAUGAUGAACGAAAGCUGCUGUUCAGCGGAACCGCAAAGCGUGUGUACCGUUUGUAGUUCAUUCUGUGCGCUGCUUCCGUUCGGACGUCACUCAAGGAACGUAUAUGGUGUAUUCGUGAUGCAUGGCCUGCCUCCGUGUAGAGAGACUCUUUGGGCAUAUGGGAGGAGACGUGACGUACAACCUAGAUUUUGCUACGGAGGAGGACGACAAGGAGCAGAGGAAGGAGUAGGGGUCCCAGCGGAUUCAUAUGAUUAGGGGAGGUAUGGCGCAGAUUUCGGCGGCACGCCCGGGUGCCCGGGUGCCCAGGUGCCCCGGUGCUCAGUAGCCCUAUAGCCUUAUGGCUCUAUAGCCCUAGAGCCUUCUAGCCUUAUAGCCCUGUAGCCCUGUACCCUAAUGAUUUUAUACAGUGUUUUUUUUCUCCGGUAUCAUGGUGUAUUAGUGAUGCAUGGCCUGCCUCCGUAUGCUGUAUUACACGCACGUGUAUGCAUACAUUCUAUAUGCGCACAUCUAGUGGCUUUCGACCCAUCCCGCCACUGCGCCUAGUUUGUAGGUCAGAU